AUGGAAGGAAGUCCAAAUUCAAACAACAAGACUACCCCAUAUCAGAAGAUCAGUGGCAGAUGCAGCGGCAUCGACACCGGCAGCAGGAGGUUGUCCACGAGAUUCAAAGGAGUGCUUCCACUCGAAAGUCACAAAUGGGGUGCAAGGAUUUCUUUCAAUUACAGAGCAUACUGGCUUGGAACAUAUUACACAGAAGAGGAGGCAGCCAUUGCUUAUGAUAGAGCAGCUCUCAAAUUGCUGAAAACCGACGCUUCCCUCAACUUACCUUACAAUAUUUACACACCUCAAGAGAAAUCAUUCCAGAGCUGGUACUCAGAUGAUGAGAUCCUGAACAUGAUCAAGGAUAAAACAUACUCAUCUCAUUUCACCGCCUUCCUUGUACAUCAAUCUCUGGCAAAGAAAACUCUACCAGGCAGCUUAAUAAACGCAAAGGGUCUCUCAUGUGAAAUGUUAUUCCAUAAGGAGCUGACACAAAUAGAUGUGAGUGACGCCGACCUGUUUCAAAUCCCCAAGGAAUACGCAUUGCAAUUCUUGCCCCCAGUUGGUAACAACAGUUCAGGGAAUGGAGUUCAAAUGGGAAGAGACUCCAUUGAUAUAACUUUCUAUGACAAAUAUUACAGACCCUGGACUUUCCGAUACUCAUAUUGGGGUAGAAUCAAGGUUUUUUUAUUCGCAAAAGGAUGGAGAGACUUCGUUAUAAUGAACAGCUUGAACCCUGGAGACACUGUCAUCUUCUAUGGAUGUUACCAUGUAGAUGAGGAGGGACAAAAAAGAAUGUUUUACAUGAUAGAUAUACAUCGAAAUGUCCCAGAAAAGUACAUUGUUGGUGAACGAUAUGUUGAUGGUAUUAAUGGGGUUAAGCUUUUUGGUGUCAGAAUAGGCUAA
This is a messenger RNA of Gossypium arboreum, 885 nucleotides long. Its product is annotated as AP2/ERF and B3 domain-containing transcription factor At1g51120-like. NCBI's taxonomy places the organism in Eukaryota, Viridiplantae, Streptophyta, Magnoliopsida, Malvales, Malvaceae. Bases 1 to 885 code for a protein of 294 amino acids. Gene Ontology annotation, molecular function: DNA binding; DNA-binding transcription factor activity. The transcript has a single exon. The record is from RefSeq and is a predicted model, not a curated record. Gene Ontology annotation, biological process: regulation of DNA-templated transcription.